GGGGAUUUUAUUGUCUGUUUUGACAUUUUUUUCACUGCCUCACUAAUUCUAGCCAUGUGAGCGCAAAAUACUUUCGUUAAGGUUGCAUCAAAAUUUUACGGCAUCUUUUUUUCUCAUGGGCUUGAAGCUGGUGGAGAAGGAGGGAUUGUGUAUGUUGCGUGGAUCCAGUUUUGUGGUACAUUUUGCAACCAACAGAACGUAGGAGCUUCGGAAAGUGCCUUAUGAUUUGGUAUCAGUCUAUUAGAGAUCUGUUUUGAAAACGCAAGUUUUUUAUUAUUGUACAGUUCAGCGUGGAAAAAUUUUGCAUGGCACUGGCAUAAUAUUUAUCGUCCCCAUAUCGGCCCGCCGAUGUUGAUGGCAGCAGCAGGCCAGUCGUCUGCGCCAAGUAGCUCCACGCGCCACUUAUCAUUCCUACUCGGCAUUUCUUUACAUAUGCAUUUUGAGGAUCUCUUGAAAGUAUCAAGAUUAUGGUGCUUUUGAUCAGUGUGCGCGUCCGCCACUUGAAAGCACCAUGCAUUGACAACGUCGGUAGUUGAUUGUUCUACAGUUGACCGUCUUUUGCGACGUCGUGCACAGCUGCCAGUCUGAGCAGCGCCACUGGAAAAUGUCUGGCUUCCCGUGAAAAUUAAUUCCUUCCACCGGGGGUGCGGGAAUGGGUUGUCUGGAAACUCUGCUGAUUUUUACCAUCAUCUCAUUGGUAAUCGGUGAUGCGGAUGUUGUGUUCAAGGCGGAAUUUGAAUGUACGAGGGAAAGUCCCAGCCGUCACUUAAUUGCCGUUCCCACGGGGAAUUUGACGUUCCAGGAGAAAAAGAAUCUGAAAAGUGCGGGACAUUUGCCGUGCCAGUGGUUUAUCGAUGGCUCGGCAUUCGGUACGAACAUCCAUUUUUCCGUAACGCAGAUCAUCGGAGACUGCUCCUUCCAAAGCUGCGUGUUGGUGUUCGAUGGAGACUCACUGGAAGAUCCUCCCCUGGCCUCCCUGUCUCCGUUUGUGGAGGGGACGAAGCGGGAACUGCUGAGCAUUGUCUCCAGCACACCGAAGAUAUUCGUCCAAGUGGCAGCUGGUUGUCAGCGUCUGUUGCUAAUUAAUGCAACCUUCCGGGUGAUUAAUUGCACUGGCUGCAAUGGGGAUUGCUCGCCUGGUGUGAUACACAGUGACUGUGAUAAUAAAUGUCCAAUGGCUUGUCCGGAAGUGCCGGCCAAGGAUACCCCGUGCGAUAGCAACGAUCCCGGGUGUGUCUGUUCGGAUGAUACCAGUGAAUCAUGUCGUUUAAUCGACAUAAAACCGGUAUUAUCGAGUACCCUUCUGGAAAAGGGAGCAAGACGAGCUGGCCAUUCUGCUGUAUUUUUCAACCAGUCUAUGUGGAUUUUUGGCGGAUAUGAUUUUGUUUCCGUGCUGGAUACUCUGGAUACAUACUCCAUCGCCGACAAUAAAUGGGCACCGUUCCAGUACUCGAACCUCUCCACGGAGAAACCCACUGGUCGCUAUCUCCACUCAGCCAUAAUACUCAAUAAUACUAUGCUCGUUUUGGGCGGAUUAAAUUCCCGGCAUGUGGUAGUGGAGGAUUUUUGGGCUUUUAGCUUUCUGAACGGUGUUUGGAAAUCUUUACCUCCUCUUAUACCUGGUUUGGCAGGCCACAGCGCGACAGUGGUGGAAGAGACCAUAUAUAUUUUUGGUGGAUAUAUGAAAAACGGAUCUUUAUCCAACACGUUGUUUGUAUUUUCCCCGGCUGCUAAUCAAUGGUCUGUGGAAUAUCCGAAAAGUGGUCCAGGUCCGUACUUGAAAAUGGCCGGACAUUCGACGGUAUUCUACGCUCCACUGCAGAGUUUGGUGGUUUUUGGUGGAAUACGCAGUAUGGUACUGGACGACGGGUUGAUGUUCAUGUAUCAUCUGCGGGAACAGAUCUGGACGUCGGUCGGACAGCGUUUUCCUCCGGAUUCCCUGGCAUUGUAUUCGCAUUUGGUAUUUCAUAAGGCAGAUGUAGUGGGAUCUUAUAUGGUUAUCACGGGUGGAUAUGAUAUGGGGAAUACUCGCUAUUGUACGGAGAGCGGCGUGUAUCUGUACCAUUUGGACUGUCAGGUUUUUGUCACGCAGACCAUGAUUGCCGAAAAGAAUCUCUCAUUUCCUGAUCUCAAUCGGUUCGGCCAUUCCACAAUACUCAGCAAUAAUAAUCUCAUUAUUUACGGCGGCUUAUCGGAUAUAAUGCUCAAUAAAUUGGAAAAAUUGUCCCUUCCUGAUUUGGUUACCUCGACGGGCUACCAUUGUGUUAAAGACUAUCCUGAUCGAGCGACAUGUGAAGGCGAUCUUUCGUGUGUAUGGUGCGUGAAAUCAUCCGAGGAAGACGAUCACGGAGUCUGUGUGGGUCAACAGGGUGCGCAGAGUAUCUGCGGCGCUGUUAGCAAUCCCUCUUGUCCCGGUCUGUGUCCGGCACUCUCCACCUGCACUUCCUGUUUGGCAUUCAAACAGCCCAAACAGUGCUCAUGGUGUUUACAGACCUCAAAGUGCGUAGCUAACGUCCCAACAAAUCGCGAUAAUUGCCUGGAUAAACGUGUAAAAGAUGCCGCUUCGUGGUCACUAAACACUCGUCCCCAAACAGUGGACUACACUGACCAGUGCCAGCUACCGCCCUCGAAAUCCGGCCUGACAUUUCUUCUCUAUCAACCAGAUCCGGACCUCCAGAUCCCCGAUGAAGUGAACUUAAUUGAAACUUCCGCGCUGUCAUACCACCCUAUCGUUCGUUUCCCACCCGACCGGGAUAUGGGCACGUUAAUUGUGGAAAUGCGCGGCUUCCUGCAUCCGCUCGGCGCUAAUCCCAAAUCCACAUGGGAUGCGCAGUUGCGUAUGUGGGAACGGAUGGGGAAUUCGGCCGGGUUUGAUGGCGUUGCGCAGUUAUGGCUCAGUAAAGACAGCGAUCCCAAGAAUGCAGAGUUGGUAGUCGAGUCCCGCGGUAUCUUCCCCAUCAAAUCAGAAAUCAGUCGGCAUGAUGGAUCGCCGUUGUUUCCGGAUGUGGAUGGGACGUAUUAUGUAAAAUUUGUUUACCAAAUGACCGUAAUUAAACAGAGAAUUUCACCGGAUUUCGAGGUUCAUUUGUACCUAUCUUGGAAUGGAAAUUCCAUUGUUAGCCAGCCGUUUGAGACAAAAAAUUUGGAGCCGUUCACCACCGGCGGCUCCGGCUGUACUCGUUACAGUAACUGCUGGAAAUGCCUUUCCGAUAUGAGUUGCGGUUGGUGUGGCACAACACAGGAAUGCUAUCCAAAACCCACCGAUCCGAAUGCCUAUUCAUUGUGCAACGAUCCCAAUGGUGAAUCGAUUUAUCUGACUGUUGAUGUCCACCAGUGUCCAUCCUGUCAUAUGCUGAACGAUGCGUCAUCCUGCAACCACGAACGCCACUGCAAAUGGGAUACGGUGGCUCACGGUUGUUACCGCAGCAGCUUAGUAUCGCAGGAUCGUGCCUUGUCAAUCGAAACCGACUGCACGAAACACACCUCCUGUUCGACCUGUGUCCACGCGACGGAAAAAUGUCUGUGGUGUCAUUCACUGGGACAGUGUUUGCCUAAAAGUGCGCUGAGUGUAAUGGCAGCUUUCGGGCAGUGUCGAUUCUGGGAGAAUGCCGAGGUGACGGAUCCAUGUACGGAUUGUAAAGAAAUUAAAGAUUGCGAUAGCUGUCUGUCGCGGCCAAGCUGUGGAUGGUGUUCGAAGACAGGGAAGGAUCCCCGGCAAGGAGAAUGUCUAACCGGAAAUUCCGUGGGUUUGAACUUGACGGAUGAUUUAGUGUGUCCACGGAAUGGCAAUGGAUCAGCGGGGCAUGUGUGGUCGUACAGUACAUGCCCAGAUGUCGAUGAGUGUGCUCUGGGAAUUGCUGACUGCCAUGAGAAUGCAACAUGCGUUAACGUUAAAGGCGACUACCGGUGUGAAUGCGCUCCUGGCUACAAAGGCGACGGUCGGACAACGUGCAUUAAAACAUGUGACCGGGAAUGCUUAAACGGCAAAUGCUCCGAUGUUCUCAUGCCGAAUUUGGAACCGUUCAAAUGCAUAUGCGAUCUCGGAUGGACGGGAGCGCAGUGUGAAAUCGACUGUGGCUGUAAUUUCCACAGCACGUGCACGCGAAAUGUUAGCCAAUGUGAUCAGUGUUUUGGUAACACGGAAGGCCAGUUUUGCGAACGAUGUGUGCGCGGGACAUUCGGAAAUGCCACAGCCGAUAAAGGAUGCCUACCAUGCUCAUGCAAUGGCCAUGCCGAUAUUAGCCAGCCAUGCGAUAGCGUUACGGGACGUUGCCAUUGCGAGUAUCCGUAUUUUGGGCGGAAUUGUGAAAAGUGUCCUCCGGAUUUCUUUGGCGACCCAAUAAGCGGAGGAAUUUGCUACAGCCGUUGCCGUUCGCGAACUUUGAUUCUGAAUGCGACUAGUGGUGGGUUAGGUAAUGAGAACGAUCUUCUCGAUGGAUUUUGCCUGUGGAUUCUGGUCUCUGGCAAGGAGGAUUACUUUGGAGAUCGCUUACCAUUAUCUUUAACUAUUGGCCAGUCCAUGGAAGUGAUGUGCCCGAACAAUUCCAUCGCCGUGACGGAUGGCCUUCCCGACUGGCUAGUCACCGCCGACAUCUCCACUGAACUCGCAGAAGACGAUACCCGCUUAUUUGAUCUAUGGGAAGCUGUAAAUCGACCCAGUUCAUUGUUAGGCAACAUAUGCGGUCCUCUAAAAAGUCCCAUGACCCUGGUCAGCAAGUCGGGAAUCAUGACGAUACUGUUCCGCAGGUCCAGUCGAUCGGAGAAGUUCAAUGCGACAUAUGCAUUGGAAGAAGGUUAUGCGAGACGGAAACGUGGUAUCUCCGUUAUACGGUUGCCUCCUCGAGUGGGGCAUAGCAUUGAAGUUAUCAAGAAUACAGCAUAUUUGUUCAGUGGAAUGGAUCAGUUGCGAGGGAUUGUGAACGAUAUGUGGGCCAUUUCUCAUGAUGCUUUGCUGACCGAAGCGGGGUGGACGUUGCUGGACGAAAUUCCGCGACCGCGACCAUUACCGCGAUAUUUCCAUGCUUCAUGCGUUGUGGGAGAUUUGAUGGUUGUGCAUGGGGGAUAUGUGGAGAAUGCCGAUCGGGUGCAAGUUGGCAACGAUUUAUGGAUCUUCAAUGUGACGAGCAAAACAUGGCAGGAAUUGACUUUGCGUUAUUUACCGCGGCUUGCCGGGCACACGAUGACUGUUGUUCGAGAUACCAUCUACAUAAUUGGAGGAGGCGCAGAAUCCUUCAGUGACAUCGUUUACUCGUAUAAAAUGACCGAUACGCAAUGGCGAGCCCUUCCUUUAAACGGUUCCCGUCCGCCCGGUGUAUAUGGACACUCGGCCACAUAUUUUCCUCUUCGCAAUGCAAUAUUUGUGUUCGGUGGUUAUCGUUUCGAUAUUGACCGGUCGGGUAUGUCUAGCAUGUUCAGUGUACUGGACCUUGGGCGACGGCGCUGGAUUUUGAUGCCUACAUUAACCCAGGAGAACAUGGGACCACUCGUGCCUCGCAUGUUUCAUGCAGCAACGUAUGUCCGUUCGGGAAAUUAUAUCAUUGUUGCCGGCGGCAGGACGCCGGACGGGGUCUUUGAUGAGGGAGUUUUGAUUUACCGAUUCAAAUGUAACCAGUGGUUGGAUGAAACCCAUCCGAAUAUUACAGCAUUUCUUAGUCCUGGGUUUGUUCAUUUUGCUAACGACUCGCAGAGUUUCUUGUAUUUGGCAUCGGGAUUUAACUUUGUUCCCCAGACAUUCAUUAAGUUCAGCCGUAUCGAGCCGGUGGAUGAUUUCUGCACUCGGAACGCAAAUACACGACUAUGUUUGGCGACAUACGGAUGCGGAAUGUGCGGGACAGAGAAUGGAUCUUUCUGUUUCGAUAAUUCUUUAUCGGGCAUCAACUGCGGCGUGAGGGGUAGCAUGUUUCCAGGAACAUCCUGUGAUGAGAAUUUGCCGGUUGUGAAGAUCUGCCGGGAGCAGAAAGAAUGUCGAACGUGUGUAGCGCCAUGGUUUGGCGUUGGGGAGGAUGAUAGCCGGUGUCAGUGGUGUACAAACUGCGGUAACGGGCUAUGUAUUGAACGAUAUGAGACAUGUGAGGCAUCGUUGUCAUGUAAUCGCAGCAAUGCGGUCAUCAGAGACCCCGGAUCUUGCCCUGACGAACGCUGUCACUAUGCGGACUGCCAGAGAUGCACGGAAGCCAGAGUGGGUUGUUUUUGGACGCGACACUUUCAGCGGAACACCGAAACAUUGAAGAAGUUUCGGAAGACUCCGGUGUUUCCUUGGAACUGUUUUCCGGUGGAAUUAUCGCAGAAAUUGAGUCCCCCACCGGAAGAUAUCGAGGCGUCUCCGCCGGGUGACUGUCCGAUGGCAUGCGGCCGUUUUGAAACAUGCUCCGAGUGUCUGAAUUCUGGGGGAUCGGCCGGUGGGUUUCAGCAGUGUGCUUGGAGCGAAGACCGCGAGGAAUGUCUGAAUCCGGCGAUGGUCAGUCUGCGCUGUCCACUGGGUAACUGUGGAGCGUUAUUGUAUGGAGGGUCGCGUGAUCGUUGUCCCAGGGAACCGCGGAGUAUCACGGUGUGUCGGGAAUGCUUGAAAGUUCCCAAGGCCGGAUGGUGUGCGGUGGAAGGGAGUAAUGGAAUCGGAACGUGUAUGUCAGGCGGAAUUAGUGGACCGCUGCAAGGGUUCUGUGCCGCCAGUAACAAUGUCUCCAAGCCGAUCAUCUCGAUGACAGUGGAGAUUGACGCUAAGAACACCAAAGUGGCGGCGCCGGUGGGACUCUUGGAAGACUCGCAGCGGCAUACUUGGCAUUUUUUGACGUGUCCAGUGGAGGAUGAAUGCACUAACGGACAUCACACGUGCGAUGAGCAAAGCGAAGAAUGUCAUGAUUCUCCAUCGGGUUUUAACUGUACGUGCAAACCUGGAUUUGCCACUACAUUCACCGGCGAGGCAGACCACGGUGUCCAAUGUAACCCGAUCUGCAGUGCGGGAUGUCAUUCGGGGCGUUGUAUUGCACCGGACACUUGUAAAUGCGACUUCGGAUACGUUGGAGCUGACUGCUCGGUAGCCUGUCAGUGUAAUGGAAACAGCGACUGUCCUAGCGACACAGAACUGACCACCUGUAUUCAGUGUAUGAACAACACGAUGGGGAGUCGAUGUGAGCGGUGCGUGGAUGGCUACGUAGGAAAUGCGAAGCCGGGUGGACGAUGUCAGUCGUGCAGCUCGUACUGCAACGAGCAUUCCAGUAUUUGUCUGACAUUAUCACAAAUCUUUAAUACCAGUGAUAAUUCCAUGCUGCCGGAUAAUCCGUUCCAGGGAAUUGAUUUCCUCUCGUUGAAGGGUGUCUUAGAUCGUGAUCGACAGAAUAACGUGCAGGGUAAUAAUAUCGCCAUAUGCUACAAAUGCGAUGGCAACACCACCGGGCACCGCUGCGAAAGCUGCCUUCCUGGCUUUUUCCGUCCGCCUCCCAAUUCCAAACCACAGGAUCCGUGUCGUCCCUGUGAAUGCAAUGGCCACGAUGACUCGUGUAAUGCCUUCUCCGGGACAGGCUGUAAAUGCGCCAACAACACGGCAACGGAGCCGUUGUGCGAUGGAACGGAUAAAAAAGACAUGCCUAGUGGUGUGCCCUGCUGGACGAUGCAGUGCGCAAUAUGCAAGGAGUAUUUCAUUGGGCGACCGACGGGCGGGCACCAGUGUUACCGGCAGAUGUCUGUCGGGGAGGAUUACUGUUUUGAUCCGGAAAUGCCCCGGGGGCGGUGCUCCAACUGGGACCCGUCCAAACCGCUGCGGCAGGGACGUUCGGUGUUUUUCGCUGUUCAGCCCAAAUAUUUGAAUGUGGAUAUAAGGAUUUACGUCGAUGUGACCGCUGGAGGAGUGGAUCUGUUUCUGUCUGAUCAAGAUGAUAUGUUUGCCAUUAGUGUGGAUAAGAAAAACGGUUUCCAUUAUGUUAAUGUGGACAAACGUUACGUCGACAAUCAACGGGGUAUCGACGAGGUUGUCGACUUUCAUCGCGCCCUGGAUGUCGUAUCAUACGUGACCGCAUCGGAACAGAAUAGAGUGGUGAUCGUUCGGGAUGUGCGCCACCGGCUGAUCUUAACGAUUCCGUAUUACGGACAUGAUCUGAAGAAUUCCAAAUUCUAUGUUGUGGUACAUGGGAUCGGAUCGCCAACAUCGGAUGUAACUCGUGGCCGAAUAUUGUUCCGGCAGGAUCAGCCGCACAUUGAUCUGUUUGUCUUCUUUUCUGUGUUCUUCUCAUGCUUCUUCCUGUUCCUUGCGAUCUGUAUUUUAUUAUGGAAAUUUAAGGAUGUAUAUGGAAUACGACAGAACCGACAACGUGUGGCCAUUGAACUACAGACGAUGGCUAAACGGCCGUUUGGAAAGGUGUUUCUCGUUUUUGACAGGAUGAAUAAAGGUCGGCCAGAUAGGCCGAUGUACGGAUUAGCUGAUGACUCUCUAAUCCAUGAGGAAGCAUCGACGUCCAAAGGUGUAAAGAAGAUGGUUCCGAAGUUGCGGAAAAAGCGCCGCAACCACAUCGACCCCAGUGAUCCGUCGUCGUCGGGUGCAGCGGGUACCGGCGACGUGAACGCGGUUAAAGUGGCCAAAUAUGCACCGGUGGCGGUGGAGUAUUUACACGGUGGAUUGGUGGCCGUGGCCACGUUACCCGUUGAGCUGCCCGGCGGACCAGAUUGUCCGGCGCGGUUCUGUUUAGCGUCCACGCUCGUAUCCACGCCGCAGUUUCUCAGUGCCAAUGUUGUCAAGAAUGAUUAAUAAGUUAUGUGGUUGUUUUUUUUGGGAUGGGGGGUGGGAUGGAAAUUAGCUUUGGUUGGGAUGAUUCUGUAUGUAUGUCUGUAUGUAUAGGUUUUGGGGUGGGGAUGGUUGCUGUUUUGAUUUAUAAUUGGUUGGUUAUCCUUUGCUUUGGAGCCGCUUUCGUUCUAGUCAUUUUAUCACUCGGCAGGAAAUUUUUAUGUAUUGGAUCUUAUUUUGUACCGAGAAGGAUGAGUUUGUUUCGAGUGUGGUUUUAUUUUUAACGACAGCUAUUCAGUUUUAGACGUAUAAGUGUACAGAAUUGUACUCUACAGAUUUCUUGCAGCUGACAAAUUGCAAUGCAAUACUGAUAAUUAAAGCAGAUGAAA
Molecule: messenger RNA, 9102 nt
Organism: Paramacrobiotus metropolitanus
Lineage: Eukaryota; Metazoa; Tardigrada; Eutardigrada; Parachela; Macrobiotidae
Product: multiple epidermal growth factor-like domains protein 8
Exons: 16
Coding region: 653-8737 (2694 amino acids)
Cellular component (GO): Golgi apparatus
Molecular function (GO): protein binding; calcium ion binding
Source: RefSeq, a predicted model, not a curated record